AGGAGGAGGAGGAGGAGGAAGAGGAGGAAGGCCCGGCCGCCCUCUCUCCCCGCCUUCCCUCGGCCGCCAGCGCCGUCCCCCGGCGAGGCGCGGGGAGCCCGGGCCAUGUGUGAGGAAGGAGCCGCCAAGCUGCGCCUGAAGCCCCGGACGGCGCCGUCCGCCCGCGGCCCCGGCCCUGAGCCCCCGCCGAGGCCCCAGACAUCGACUGACAGAUGUUCCUGGUUUGAAAAGGAAGAAUUAAAKGAGUGUGAAAAAACCUGGAUUUUGUUACUGAAAGACAUCAGUCAAAAUUCACACUGCACAAACUGGGACACAGUGCCCAGCUUUCCGGAGUUCUUGGAAAAGAAGGCUGAGGAAAAGAGUCCAGAACACCAGGAAGUCUUUACAGUUGGAAAAAAAGACUUUCAGUGGGUAUCAUUCCCAUCUUUUCACAAAGAAAAAUGUCUGAACCCUGAGGAUCUGAGCUCCCAWCAGCCAACACAGAGCCAGAGCAAUGAGUUACAUAAAGGACAAGGCCAAGCAGAUAAACUGAAAAGUUUAUSWUCUACAGCUGAGAAAACCYGCUGGGGARCCAGAACAGAUCAAGCCAAAACUGYGGCUGGGGAAGAGACAAGAGGUGUUUCAAACCUGGAUGUGAGUCCUAAGUCAUGUAAACUGCGUGGACACAGCAGCACAGCACAGCCCUUGGCAUUGGCACAAAGCCCUGCAGCAGCUUCCAGCCCUCAGCAGAACAGCAGGGCAGACAGAAGAGAAAAGGGAGAGAAAGAGCCUGAAAUGCAAACACAUCAAGGGGAUGUUCCAGGGGGAGAGGCCAGAGGGGCUCCUGUGGAGAAGCCUCGGCUCGGGAGCACUCCUGGGGCUGAGAGCUGUGAGGAGAAGAUGGAAAACCAGAGCGAAGGAUCUUCAACUCUUGACAGUUGUCCAAUGUGUCUGAUGCAGUUUAGUGGAAGACUCUCACAGCUGGAUAUCGAUGGCCACCUUGCCAGGUGCUUGUCUGAAAGUGCAGAUGAUGUCAUGUGGUAAAUCCAGAAGAAUGGAGAGCCAAGGAACAAGGCCAAGGAUGAAGAUUCUCCAAGGAAAAGGAAAAAACAUGUCAAGCACAGCCUUGUCUCUGACUUGCUUAAGGAUCACAAACCAGUAACUCAAUGGAAGGUCAAGUGCCACCUCCCUAUUUGGGCUUUUUUUAUGUUGAAGCCUCUCAAAUGUAUGUAAAGUAGUUCUAGUUCUGAAAAUGGUGCUCUGGGGUGUCCCAGAGACCCCCAGGGAAAUCAGACUUGGCACUCCUGAAAAAAUGUGCUAUUGGAAAUCCCUGGAGACCCUGCUUUGUCUGAGGCACCACAGUUCUGACUCUCCCAGGACAGAAGAAAGCAGCUGAGCAAAAGACAACUGUUACUUACUCUAAUCCAAAAGUUUACUGGUAUUUUUUUCCUAAACAGGUAAUUUAUGAAAAUAAACUUAGUUAAAGUCAUUUGAACUYAAGUGUUUUCCAUUAUUUUAAGAUCUAACUAAGAAAAUGUAAUUGUAGAAUUGAAUCUGUGAUUGUAGCUAUGUUAAAACACACCUCAGACCAAGUAAAGGGGGUGGGGUUUUUAUGUUUGUGAAGGAGCCCAGCUAAAUUCAAACCUUACUGUGCAGGUUUCUAAGUCAGAAUCUGUGUUAAACAGGCGAUUAACAUGACUGGGCUAAUUAAGCUGCAAAAGGGAGAUUGAACACUCAGUGAAUCAAGAGCUCCUUUUUGUAGCCACACAGCCCCCCCACGCACCACCAGUGCUGAGAGCAGGGAACAACCCAGAGCCUGUUGGGGCUGGAAGGGGUUCAGGGGCUCAGCUGCUCUUCUGGUCCCUUCUCAACAGGAGCAGGUGAACACUGGGUAAGCCUGGAAUGGCAAUAAAUGACAUUUAGUGACAGUUCAGUAACCACAAACCAAGGGAUGAGAUCACCAACCUGCUCUAGUUU
This is a messenger RNA of Malurus melanocephalus (red-backed fairy wren), 1956 nucleotides long. RefSeq names its product FA core complex associated protein 20 (gene FAAP20). The transcript is spliced from 4 exons. The coding region runs from base 106 to 1023 and encodes 305 amino acids. Gene Ontology annotation, molecular function: ubiquitin binding. NCBI's taxonomy places the organism in Eukaryota, Metazoa, Chordata, Aves, Passeriformes, Maluridae. The record is from RefSeq and is a predicted model, not a curated record.